Morone saxatilis (striped sea-bass) is the source of this 2433-nucleotide messenger RNA. RefSeq names its product connexin 39.4 (gene gja4). Bases 179 to 1336 code for a protein of 385 amino acids. The record is from RefSeq and is a predicted model, not a curated record. The transcript has 2 exons. Lineage: Eukaryota; Metazoa; Chordata; Actinopteri; Moronidae. Gene Ontology annotation, biological process: cell communication. Gene Ontology annotation, cellular component: connexin complex.
UUCUCCCCACUUUUUCCGAUUACAUCGAUUCUUUUUAAAGCACGCGAACACAACCCGACUCAGACCGCGAGGCCAGUGGAAGGAGCGCAGGGUGACAUUUGGAGAGGACACUGGGUGCUGAGGCCACGAAGCCAGUAAGGAGACAACCCCCGCUUCACGAGAGAGAAAGGAGCAGAGGAUGUCCAGAGCUGACUGGUCCUUCCUGGAGCACCUGCUGGAGGAGGGCCAGGAGUAUUCAACAGGCAUUGGCCGUGUCUGGCUUACCGUACUGUUCCUGUUUCGCAUGCUGGUACUGGGAGCUGCCGCCGAAUCUGCCUGGGAUGAUGAACAAGCUGGCUUCGUCUGCAACACGGUACAACCUGGCUGCACUGCUGUGUGCUACGACAAAGCCUUCCCCAUCUCCCACUUUCGCUACUUUGUCCUCCAAGUCAUCUUUGUCUCCACGCCGACGAUCUUCUACUUCGGAUAUGUGGCUAUAAGGGCUGCAAAGGACAAGAAAAAUGAGGAGGAAAGGAAUAAGACACAGGUGGAAGAAGGAGGCGGUGAGAGUAACAGAAGAGAUAUUGUAAUAGAAAGGGACAAUAACAAUAUGACUAAAGACGAUGCAGAGGAGGAGCAAAAACAACAGGAUGGUGGGAAAGGCAGAAAAGCUUACAAAGCUGCUCCAGAGGCCCCUAAACUGAAAGGCAGGCUUCUGUGUGCGUAUGCAUUCAGCAUCCUGCUAAAAGUCCUGCUAGAAGCUGGCUUCAUCGCAGGGCUGUGGUUCCUUUACGAUGGCUUCUUAAUGGCAGCAAAGUUUGAGUGCACAAGGCUCCCUUGUCCCCAUACGGUGGACUGCUUUGUCUCUCGACCCACGGAGAAGACCGUCUUCACCAUCUACACUCAGGUGAUCGCUGCCAUCUCCCUGAUUCUCAACCUCUUGGAGCUCCUCCACCUCCUUCAGCUUGCCAUCUCCCACCAACUAGAGAAACGCUACCGCAUCCAGCUCCAGGACCUCCGGCCUCGGGCAGAGCAUGUUACAGCGCAAGAGGAGGCUUCAGGACUCCAAAUGGAUGUGUCACAGUCUUACAAAGCAGGGAGCCAUGUUGACCUCCCCAUCCAGGGUGAGGCUGCGUGCUACCCCAACCCCUGCGAGAGCUACAGGGAUCUGGCGAUAGAGGUGAACUGGGGACCCGGGGAGAAUGGAAGUGACAUGCUUCCCAGUUAUGUGAACUGCAUGGGUGCUAUGAGGACAACACAUUCCCCUAAAGUCCAUUAUAAGAAACAUGCAUACCACACUGGGCAAAACACUAAGGGUGCUCGUAAGGGACACUCAAAACAGAAGCAUUAUGUAUGAUGCAGUAAGAAGGGGAAAUGUUUAUGACUGUGAAAGCUGUGUUUGGUUUGUCAGUCUUCCAGCUUUUUAUAAAUGUUAUCCUGCACAUGACACUUGACUAUCAGGAGUGCGCGGUGAAGGCUCAAACGAGGGAGAAAUGAAGAACAACUAUUGCACUGUGAACUCCAUGCCUCAGAGGCAGGCAGACAUUCAAACAGUCAUUUACCAGAUGAAUUGACCUAUUCAAAACUAAACAUUUUGAGAGCACUGCCCAAGGCCAAGAAAAUGAGACUCCACAAUGAGAGAAGAUCCAGUCAUAAGAUGCCUUCAUGUUACAUUUAAUGGCUUAUAGUGUUGAAUGUGACAGUGGGAAGGAGGGGGGGGGGGCUCUCCGGGGUCUGCGGAGGGCUAUUCUGUGAGGGAGAGUAUGACGCAGAACCACAUUUGAGCGUAUUCCUCUGAGAUUUGCACUGUAACCCCUGGAGUUCUUUGAAACCCCCUCCUCUCCCCAUGGCUGUGUUCACACUGUGGAAUGUACUGGUCUCUGGAUCCUGCUCAGCUCCCAAGAGGAUAAUGGCUGCGUGGAUGCAGGCAUGCAUGCAUGCACACACACAAUGUAUUUCCCCCCUUUCACCCAGUGAGUUUUGGUCACUCAAGUUGGGGUUAUGGACUGGGGGAAGAGAAGGGGAGCCAAACCAUGAGAAUGCUGGGAUUGUAAAUGCCUCUUCAUUGCCAGUGACCAAAUUAUUUUAGCUAUGAAGAAAAAAGGGAGAGAGAAGACCACUGCAUACUAGAUUGCGAGGGCUGAAUAAUGGAACAAAAGCAUCCAGUUUGAAACUCAAACCUUGAGAUAGAACUUAAAAGAUGCAUUGGUGGUUGAACAUUGAAUGGACUGAAAGCGGUACAGAAAUGUGCAAACUUAAUGAAAGGAAAUGACUUAACUAUGUGAAAACUGUAUUUAAUGUUUCAAGUUUAAAGUAUUUUGAAGAAAUAUCAGUGCUAAUAUUUAUUAUUUUGUUUAAAAUAAAGUUUAAAGUACCAUAGAUUUAUUAAGACACUUUCAAUUUAUGAUGUAAUUAUCAUAUGAUCACUCAGCAAAUUAAAACAUUUUGAAUCAA